AGUAAAUUAUAGUAUUACAUAUAUAGAAAAGGUUGGUGAAAGCGAAGUGGGAGAGAAGAAGGAGAAGAAGAAGCAGCAACAGCAGAAAGAAAGAAGGCGACCUUAGCUUUAAUUUUCUUCUGAGCUUUCUCUCCUUUCAUUAUCUAUCUUCAAUUCCCACAUAUAUCCCAGCCUGAUCGAUGGCCUGAAUUUCUUGUUGGAUUGGGAAAUCAGUAUGUUUUACUGUACUGUCUCCAUACUUUCCAUUGAUUAUAAUAAUCAUAAUAACAAGAGGGGAUUAAAGAUUGAAGAUUCCUUCUUCACAGUGUACGCUUGAAUUGAAGAAGCGCAAGGAUCAUCGCAGUUCCCAUGUUCAGAGUCUUGUUCUCUUUCACUGCCAGUGAGAAAAUGAUGUUUCUGGGCUUCUGCACCCUUUCGUCUAGAUCCAUCCUUGCUUCGUUUACAGGUUCGAGAGGAGAAAAGGGUUCAGAGAUUUAUGAUUUUACUAAAAUUGUUGUGUUUUAACCCGAGAACACCGGCACUACUAGGUUUUGGUUCCACAGAAUUGUUAAUUCCAUGUCCCAAGGAUACCCUCAUCAUCACCAGGAAUUUUACAGUUCCCAGAAUGAUUACCAGAGAUCCGCGGCCGCCGCCGCUGCUGCUGCGGCGUCGUCUAUGAGAAUUCAUCAGCAGGGAUUUGAAACGCCGCCGCCGCCGAUCCCGCUCCAAGUAGAGGAACCGCCGCCGACGUAUGACAGCGGCGGCGGAAUUCUGGCGGAGAUGAUCAACUACCCUCCAGAGUGGCGGAAAGCUGCCACCGAAAUCUUGGAUGAUCAGAUCCAAUCAUCCUUCAGGUCGUCAUGGCCUCGUCAAAAAGAACAACACCUGUCAGUGAACGAAGCACUUCCCUUCAUGAAUCUUCACAUAAAAGCUUCAUCUCCGCCGCCGCCACGGCCGUCGUCUUCCGCUCUUCACAUGCUCAACAACCCCAACUCCGGCGCCGGAUCUGACCUCAGCCACCACGGCUAUCAUCAUAUGCUCAGCCCGCUGAGCAUGGAGGCGGCAGCGCCGCCGUCGCAGUUCACGUGGAUUCCGGGGAGCAGCAGCGGCGCCGUCGUGGAGAACGAUUCCGCUAAAAUUCGGAGCAUAAUAGAGGCGCAAGGGCUGUCCUUAUCCUUAUCGUCUUCCCUGCGAAACAUGGAAGCCGCGAAGCUUGAGGAGUUGAGGAUAGGGAACGGCGCCAUUAAUUACCUUCAUAAUCAAGGAUUAUUAGAGGCUAAUAAUGCUGCUAAUUAUCACCCCCACCCCCACCCCCACCAGCAACUGUUACAUUCAGGAUUGGCUAUGGAUCUCCCGCCCAACACCCAAGUCCACGUUGGCUACGCCGCCACCAACGUCCUCCGUGGCUCCCGCUACCUGAAGGCGGCGCAGGAGCUUCUAGAAGAAUUCUGCUGCGUCGGAAGAGGGCACUUCAAGAAUCAAAGGGCCAAGAAGAAUGAGAGCGGAAACCCUAAUUCCAUCGCCGCAGAAAGCGGGAAUUCUCCAGCGGGAUCUUCUUCUUCGAAGGAGCAGCCGCCGCCGCUGUCGGCCGCCGACCGGUCGGAAUAUCAGAGGAGGAAAAUCAAGCUCCUAUCUAUGCUUGAUGAGGUGGACGGGAGAUAUGCGCGCUACUGCGACCAAAUGCAGGCAAUGGUGACGUCGUUCGACACGGUGCUGGGGUACGGCGCGGCGGCGCCGUACACGACGCUGGCGCAGAAGGCGAUGUCGAGGCAUUUCCGGUGCAUAAAGGACGCGAUAAUGGUGCAGCUGAAGGAGACGUACAGGCUGCUGGGGGAGAAGGACCCGACGGGGUCUUCCGGGCUGACCAAAGGGGAGACGCCGCGGCUGAGAGUGCUUGACCAGAAGCUCCGGCAACAGAAGGCGCUUAACCAGAUGGGGAUGAUGGAUUCCGAAGCUUGGCGGCCGCAGCGAGGGCUGCCGGAAAGAUCUGUUAGCGUCCUCCGGGCUUGGCUCUUCGAGCAUUUCCUUCACCCGUACCCAAGUGAAGCAGACAAGCAUUUGUUGUCUCGGCAGACUGGUUUAUCCAAGAAUCAGGUUUCGAAUUGGUUCAUUAAUGCUAGGGUUAGGUUGUGGAAGCCGAUGGUGGAGGAGAUGUACCAGCAAGAAUCCAAGGAGGAAGAGGCGGAGGAGCAAGAAAACGCCGCGGCACAGUCCCCAACGCCUGAUGACAGUGGCAAUAAGGGCAUCACUGCCACCGCGACAACGACAACCACAACAAUGCCGUCGCCAGGGGGCAGAAGAUCCGAAUUUAUUGCGACGGAAAACGACCCCUCACGGAGCUAUGCCAUCGUCAAUUAUUCGUCAUCAUCAUCCUCCAGGCCUCAUCAGCACCACCACCAGUACGCCUCGACCACCGUGCCGCAUCUUCCGGACACCGCCUCCGCCACCUCCCCGCGCUGGGAGCCCCCCGGGAUGCACGGCUGGGGGAUGGUGGUGGACGGCGACGUUAGGCUCGGGGCGGCGGCGCAGUCCACCGGAGACGUGUCCCUCACUUUGGGACUCCGGCACUCCGAAAAUGUGCCCAGGAAUACCAGGCUCUCCAUCAGAGACUUUGGAGCCUUUUGAAUUUGCUGGUGUGAUAUGAUGAUCAUUAAAUUAAAACACAUAUCAUAUACUUUAAAAGUAUGAUGACAAUGGUGAUGUUAGCCUAUUGGAGUUGGUAUUAAUUGUAAAAAAAAAACAACACAAAUGAGAAUUGUAUUCUUACUUAUUUGGUUUGUUUUUCUUUUGGUGUGGUGGUUACAUAUUUUAGGGCUUGUAUUUUUUUUUAUAUAAAAAAGUCAAAUGAAUAUGAGUUUUUGUAAGAUAUAUACACGUUCGUUUUACA
Messenger RNA from Ipomoea nil (Japanese morning glory), 2866 nucleotides. Its product is annotated as BEL1-like homeodomain protein 4. NCBI's taxonomy places the organism in Eukaryota, Viridiplantae, Streptophyta, Magnoliopsida, Solanales, Convolvulaceae. The transcript has 6 exons. The record is from RefSeq and is a predicted model, not a curated record. The coding region runs from base 556 to 2604 and encodes 682 amino acids. Gene Ontology annotation, biological process: regulation of transcription by RNA polymerase II. Gene Ontology annotation, molecular function: DNA-binding transcription factor activity, RNA polymerase II-specific; RNA polymerase II cis-regulatory region sequence-specific DNA binding.